Adineta ricciae is the source of this 2763-nucleotide messenger RNA. Lineage: Eukaryota; Metazoa; Rotifera; Eurotatoria; Adinetida; Adinetidae. The record is from the annotation of a GenBank genome assembly.
AUGCGCAAAAUCACGACUAUUAAUCAGAUAAGUAUCUGUACUCGCAUUCAACAAUGGUUCAAGUCGGCAAUCAAAACAGUCACUGAAAGUAUCAGCGAUCUAGCUGUUAAAAAAGAUGAAAAAAAGACUGAACAAAACAAGUCGACACCAACGAAAAAGACUGUGCCAACCGGUACAUCUGUAUCCAAACAAAAAGCUUCAAAACAAAUCAGUAUUCGCGGUAUUCCAAUGCUAGAAAAUGUCCAAGCCGUGAAGAAAACUUUCAAUCGUCAUUUACAUUUUACUGUUGUAAAAGAUCGUGAUGUCGCGACUGAACGCGAUUAUUAUAGCUCAUUGGCAUAUACAGUUCGCGAUCAUCUGAUUGGUCGAUGGAUUCGCACGCAUCAGCAUCAUUUUGAAACUGAUGGCAAACGUGUUUACUAUCUUUCAAUGGAGUUUUACAUGGGACGAACAUUAUCAAAUUGCAUGAUUAAUUUAGGCAUUGAAAAUGACGUUGAUGAAGCUCUCUAUGAAAUGGGUUUGAAUAUUGAAGAACUAGAAGAACUAGAAAUGGAUGCUGCACUCGGAAACGGUGGUCUCGGUCGACUAGCAGCUUGCUUUCUUGACAGCAUGGCAACCUUAGGUCUUCCAUCGUAUGGAUACGGUCUUCGAUAUGACUAUGGAAUUUUCACUCAAAAGAUUGAAGAUGGUUCCCAAAUGGAAUAUCCCGACGAUUGGUUACGAUAUGGCAAUCCAUGGGAAAUUUCUCGACCUGAAUUUCUUGUGCCUGUACAAUUCUAUGGCAAAGUGGUUGAAGAAAAUGGAAAGAAGAAAUGGAUUGAGACCGAAAUCAUUCAAGCUAUGCCGUUUGAUACACCAAUACCUGGUUUCAAUAACAAUGUUGUCAACACACUUCGAUUAUGGUCAGCUAAAGCACCAGGCAAAUUCAAUUUUCAACUGUUCAAUGCCGGUGAUUAUAUUCGUGCUGUUGCUGAACAAAGUUUAACUGAAAAUAUCACACGUGUUCUUUAUCCAAACGACAAUUUUGAUGAAGGAAAAAUCCUUCGAUUGAAGCAAGAAUACUUUUUAGUAUCAGCAUCUUUACAAGAUAUUCUUCGUCGUUAUAAACAUUCCAAGAUUUAUUCGAACACCAGCAAACCAGUUGAUUUCACACGUUUUCCAGAAAAAGCUGCGGUUCAAUUGAAUGAUACACAUCCAGCACUAUCGGUCGCAGAACUCAUGCGUCUAUUGAUCGAUGAAGAAGAGUUAACUUGGGAUCAAGCAUUCGACAUCACAAAGAAAACAAUUGCCUACACCAAUCAUACAUUGUUACCUGAGGCACUUGAACGUUGGCCAAUCGAUAUGUUCCAAAAACUGCUUCCACGACACUUAGAAAUCAUCACGGAAAUCAAUCUACACCAUUUAGAUCUCGUACGACAAAAAUGGCCUGGUGAUGAAGAACGUUUGAAACGCAUGUCCGUUGUCGAAGAUGAACAUAAAGUUGUUAAUAUGGGUUACUUAUCAAUUGUUGGUUCACAUGCUGUCAAUGGUGUUGCGAAAUUACACAGUGAUUUAUUGAAGACAACUUUAUUCAAGGAUUUUUAUGAAUUAAAUCCUGAAAAAUUUCAAAACAAAACCAAUGGUAUUACACCGCGUCGUUGGGUACUUUUAUGUAAUCCAGACCUAUCGGAUGUGAUUGCAAGUAAAAUCGGCGAAAGUUGGAUAACAAAUUUAUCUCAAUUAUCACAAUUACGUAAUUAUGUCAACGACGAACAAUUCGUUCGAGAUGUCCAACGUGUCGAACUCGAAAAUAAACAACGACUCGUUGAUAUGUUUAAAACUGAAUACGGCGUUAACGUCAACCCAACAUCGAUGUUCGAUGUGCAAAUCAAACGUAUUCAUGAAUACAAACGACAGUUAUUAAACUGUCUUCAUGUCAUUACACUCUAUAACCGUAUCAAAGAUAAUCCAAGCAAAGAAACUGUUCCCCGUACAGUCAUUUUCGGCGGAAAAGCUGCACCUGGUUAUCUAACUGCCAAAUUAAUCAUUAAAUUGAUUUGCAAUGUCGGACGUACAAUAAACAAUGAUCCUGCAAUUGGUGACCGACUUAAAGUCAUCUUUCUCGAAAACUAUCGUGUUAGUCUUGCCGAAAAGAUCAUUCCAGCUAUCGACUUAUCGGAACAAAUCUCAUUGGCUGGUUUAGAAGCAUCGGGUACCGGUAACAUGAAAAUGAUGUUGAACGGUGCAUUGACUAUUGGUACAUUGGAUGGUGCCAAUGUGGAAAUGGACGAAGAAGUUGGACGUGAUAAUAUCUUCAUUUUUGGUAUGACAGUCGAAGAUGUCGAUGCACUUCGUAAGAAAGGAUAUAAAUCGAAAGAAUUUUAUGAACGUGAACCAGAAUUAAAACGAGCAUUAGAUCAGAUUCGUGAUGGAUUCUUUUCACCCGAAGAUCCAAAUCUAUUUGCUGAUAUCAUCAAACAUCUACUCGAAUGGAACGAUCAUUAUAUGCUACUUGCUGAUUAUGCUGAAUACGUCAAAGCUCAAGAACGCGUCGAUCAAUUGUAUAAAAAUUCAACUGAAUGGACGAAAAAAUGUAUAUUGAACAUUGCAGCAUCAGGAAAAUUUUCAUCUGAUCGAACGAUCGCUGAAUAUGCAAAAGAGAUUUGGGGUGUGACACCAUCAGAUAAGAAAUUGCCCUCUCCAGAAGAAGGCCGACCAGGCAUGAAAGACGAAGGCGAAAAAAUCGAACCUACACAACCACAUGUACGUCGACAAGAUUAUUAA